Molecule: messenger RNA, 1044 nt
Organism: Bombina bombina (fire-bellied toad)
Lineage: Eukaryota; Metazoa; Chordata; Amphibia; Anura; Bombinatoridae
Gene: ETFBKMT
Product: electron transfer flavoprotein subunit beta lysine methyltransferase
Exons: 3
Coding region: 144-875 (243 amino acids)
Biological process (GO): peptidyl-lysine trimethylation
Cellular component (GO): mitochondrial matrix
Molecular function (GO): protein-lysine N-methyltransferase activity
Source: RefSeq, a predicted model, not a curated record
AGAUGGAAGAUUCAAUUUAACACCUUAGGUACCGGGAGUAACGUACAGACACGGACUGCACGGUUUCUAAGGACAUUCUGUCAGGAUUAAAAGCUCGAGCUCGGGAGGAGCCGCGCGCUCUGACCUAUUAAUACGGCGCCAGUAUGUUUACUCUAUACAGGAACACGCUCAGAGCGCUCACUACUGGACCUGUUUCCUUCGUCUGCCACAGCAGCAGCGCCACCUGCCUGCGGAGCUUCAUACUGCACAAUACAGAGGAGGUGACUGAGCACCUGACUCCAGAAAUCCGUCUGCGGCUCUUCACACCACGCUGCGCGUUCUGGAAUGCGCGUCCUGAGCUUUGGCCCUACGGAGAUCCCUAUUGGGCGAUUUACUGGCCUGGAGGGCAAGCUCUGGCUAGGUAUCUUCUGGAUAAUCCUGAGGUUGUAAGAAAAAGAGAUGUGCUAGAUCUUGGGAGCGGUUGUGGCGCUACAGCUAUUGCUGCUGCAAUGGGUGGAGCCUCUUAUGUUCUGGCCAAUGACAUUGACCCAGUUGCAGGAGUGGCUUUUAGCCUGAAUUGCCAACUGAACAGCCUGAAGCCUUUAGCCUUUCACCCAGAGAACAUUAUAGGCCAAGAUCUAAGGAAUUGGAGCCUGAUAGUUCUGGGUGACAUGUUUUAUGAUGAGGAUUUGUCUGACCAACUACACCAGUGGCUGAGACGUUGUAUUCUCAAGUAUGGGACCAGAGUGCUUAUUGGGGACCCUGGCAGAAAUCAGUUUCUAAGUCACCCUAUACAAAAACAGCUGCAUAACCUGGCAGAAUAUGCAUUACCUGAAGCCACUAAACAAGAAAAUUAUGGAUUAACUACUGCCAGGGUCUGGAGCUAUGAACCCUAAUGUUGUUAUGGUGGUUAUAAGUUCUGAUCAGAACAUCCUGAAAAACUGCAAAUCAUUUUAGGAAUAAUAUAUACUAUAAUAUAUGUACUGAAUAUUGUUUUGUAUAAUAACUAUAUGAUGUCUGCUACUGGAUAACCAGAGAACACGAUUUGUUAAAAUUAUGCUAAAA